GCAGUGUCGCUCCUGAUAUGAUUGCGUCAAAAGGGCUGCAAAAGGUGGAAAAAGUGCCCCCAGAAGCGUGUCAUUAGCAGAGAGAGUGUGUGCCCCGGUCGCCACAAUGACUGAUACGGUGUUGUGCUGCAAGGUGUGCGGUGAGACGGCCAACAUACGGCGGUGCAGCAAGUGUCAAGUGGUGUUCUACUGCUCCCAAGAGCACCAGAGGGUCGACUGGCGAUCGCACAAGAGGAUCUGCCAUCCGCCCAACAGUGCCGCGGCGUCCGCGGUGGCCACACAGUCGUCCACAUCGCAGCGGCGGCCCGAGAGUGCACUCCCGGAGCAGGGCACGAGCGAGAGUGAGAUCCUCAGUGUGCGCGCGGAGCCCCUCACGGCGUCCGAGCUGGGCAGCACCAACGACAACUUGGACUUUCGGGAGUUGAUUGACGAGAAAGACAAGAAAUUCCUACCAUCCAACACAAUGCUGGUCGGCGGCAGCGACUCAAGGCUGAAUGUCAACUUCAGGCGAUCGUUCGAGGAGCAGCAGCGACUGGAGGAGUUCUGCACGAAUCUCAUAAGGGACAUGAACGCGUACGGCGUGUGCGUGAUGGACAAAUUCCUGGGGGAUGAGCGCGGCAACAAAGUUCGCGAUGAGGUCAUGAAUAUGUAUUCCGCCGGACUUUUCAAGGACGGUCAGUUGGUGUCGAACAAGGGAAGGCGGGAUUUGCGACAUAUUCGUGGUGACAAGAUCAUCUGGAUCAGCGGCAAGGAGCCUGGCUGCAGAAAUAUCGACUAUCUUAUCAAUCAGGUGGAUGCAAUCAUAACGCUGGCCAAUAAGAUGAAGAAUAACGGCAAAUUGGGACAAUACACGAUUCGAGAGAGAACCAAGGCCAUGGUUGCUUGCUAUCCAGGAUCAGGAUCGCACUAUGUGAAGCACGUGGACAAUCCCAACAGCGAUGGAAGGUGCAUCACAGCAAUUUACUACUUGAAUCACAACUGGGAUGUCCAGCAAAGCGGAGGCCUUUUGAGAAUCUUUCCGGAGGGAUCCGUGGAUCAAGUGGCAGACAUCUCACCCACAUUUGACCGUAUUCUGUUCUUCUGGUCGGACAGGCGGAAUCCGCACGAGGUGCAGCCGUCCCAUCAGACUCGCUAUGCGAUCACGCUGUGGUAUUUGGACGCCAGGGAGCGCGAAUUGGCGCUGCUUCGGUAUCAGAAGGAAAAAGACUGCAAAAAAAUUAAUGAAGCAAAUAACAUUGUGCCGAAUACGUGAAAAUGCGAGAAAGUGAAGGUGGAAAUAUUAUUCUUGUCAUUUUUUUUUUUUUACAUAUUACUUCACACCAGUAUAAUUUUUGCCUACUUUAAGAGACACACAGAGUGGAAGGAAGAAGACAAUGAGGAGUGUGACAGAGUGUGCCAGAAGUAAUUGGGCAAAGUCUCUGAUUGUUGAUAGUUCUUUUUUUUCUAUUUAAGAGAAAACUAUAUCAUAUAAUGAAAAUAUUAGAAAUUUUGUAAUUGCAAAAGAAAAGAGAUAAAAGAUGUAUACUAUUAGGUUGUAAGUUGUAAAAAGAAAGAAAAACAAACAUAUUUCUCUCAAUUUUGCUCCCACUUUUUUUUGCUUUAUAUGAUAUUCUUAAAACAAACAAAAGAAAAGAUUGUGUAAAUUAUUUCGUUUAGCCACUCAGAAUUCUGUAGAAUUAGGUUUAUGAUUUACGUGUCAAAAGUGUCAGUCUCACUGAUGUAUGAGAUUUUAUAUCAAAGGGUCUCUCCAAUAUGAUGUGCAUUUAUGCAGUGAGCACACAAUUAAUAAAAAAAAACAAUUUAUGAUAAAUAUGGUUUCAUAGAUGAAAGGCAAGACUUUGCAAUUUUCAGUCAAUUGACUUGCGA
Molecule: messenger RNA, 1866 nt
Organism: Phlebotomus argentipes
Lineage: Eukaryota; Metazoa; Arthropoda; Insecta; Diptera; Psychodidae
Gene: Hph
Product: prolyl hydroxylase EGLN3
Exons: 7
Coding region: 107-1252 (381 amino acids)
Biological process (GO): peptidyl-proline hydroxylation to 4-hydroxy-L-proline; cellular response to hypoxia
Cellular component (GO): cytoplasm; nucleus
Molecular function (GO): ferrous iron binding; L-ascorbic acid binding; peptidyl-proline 4-dioxygenase activity
Source: RefSeq, a predicted model, not a curated record